CCACAUUCACUCUACAUAUUAAGGCUCCUUCCACUCCGUUCCUCCAAUACCAUGCCUGCUGCCUCUGAACAGCUUCGUCGUUUCUACGUUAUUCAACGUAUGAAGGAGCAAGACGUACCUCUACCUGAACACCUAUCUAGCUUAUCCUUCGAAGAACGGUUCCAAGUUUACAAGGACGAUCGUACCAAAUUCAACUUUCCGCUAUCAUAUCCCCAUUGGAUUCAAAGUGAAAAACUACGCUACCACUUCCCAACUAUAUACACCAAAUGGCUUCAGCAAUGUACCGAAUCUCAGGAGUUUCAGCCCGUACCACCAAUGUCAGUAGCCAAGCGUGAAUCCACACCACAAGAACCAGUAGCUGAAACAUCACCUCAGAAUCUGUCCAAAAGGAAACUAGAAUUUGAGUCUACAACUCCAGCUAAAAAACCAAAGCUUACUCAGUUCAUCGACGAUAUGUCAGCUACACCUUGCCAACCCUCGCCCAGCGAAGAUUUCGAACCUGUAUCAGAUAAAAAACUAGCUGAUAUGUUUCAAGCUGAUGCAAACGCUGCGGAUGUUCCUAAAAAUACCGCUGCUCUAGACAACGACACUCUGUUCGAAACCAUCAAAGCUGAGUUUAAUACCGAUAACAAUCUUUGGACAUUCAUCUACAGAGGAUCACCUACUACAUUCAUUAAAGGUACCCAUGUCAAUGCUUUAGUUAUACAGCAUUCCGACCAUUACCAUUUUGUUUUCUCAUCCUCUCCAAACAACAGUAACUGGGCGCUAAAACGUUUACUUAAGGCCUGUUCCAUACCCGAAACCUUCACAUUUGAUAUCCUUACAACUAUACAACCCGUUAUCGAUUGGAGUAAGCCAGCUGUUUACCAUUCACGUACCGGCUAUACCGUACAGCUACUUGGAACCAAAUUUCAACAUUUGGCAGACAGUAUUGCUCUCACACCGGCGAUCAAAGGGAUUGCGCUACCAUUAAUAGAGUCUCUAGAAAACAGCUUCACACAAACGUUAAUCGUGGGAAACGUAUCGAUCUUUUAACGGAUCUAAUUGAAACGUACCACUCUACACAUAUUAAUCAUUUGAAACGCAACCUUACGCGGCAACAAGAGCUACGCAUUUAUCGAGAGUUUGGUCUUCAGUGGGAGGAAACAGCCAAACUCUGCAUUGAAACCUUCAAUGGAGAGAUUAUCUUGUUACAGCAAUCCAUGACUUUCGAAGAUUACAUCCAGAGUAACCACCACUUAAAACAGUGUACGCAUCCAGACGAUCCACAUACUCCC
Dicrocoelium dendriticum is the source of this 1277-nucleotide messenger RNA. Lineage: Eukaryota; Metazoa; Platyhelminthes; Trematoda; Plagiorchiida; Dicrocoeliidae. The record is from the annotation of a GenBank genome assembly.